AUGAAUAUCGAAGAAUGCAAGUACGAGGUAGUUACUGAUACUAUAGUCAAGCCUCAAAAUGAUGAAAAGAAAUAUAAGUAUAUCCGCCUCAAAAAAAAUAAAUUAGAAAUUGUUUUUGUUUAAGAUUUCCAUGAAGGUAAAAGCGCAGCUGCUGCUAAUGUUAAUGCUGGCUGCCUUUAGGAUCCUCUCCAUAGAUAAGGUUUGGCACACUUUUUAGAACAUAUGCUAUUUUUAGGUACCGAAAAGUAUCCAUAAGCUGACUUUGAUUAGUUCCUUAAUGAGAACUCAGGUACAUCAAAUGCCUACACUGAUUACAUGCAAACCAAUUACUAUUUUGAGUGUUCUGAUAAUGCUUUUAGAGAGGCAUUAGAUAGAUUUGGUCAUUUCUUUAUUAAUCCUUUAUUCAAUUAGGAUUUAGUCGAUAGAGAAAUGAAUGCAGUUAACUCUGAGCACUCUAAAAAUUUGUAAGAUGAUGAAUUUAGAAAGCUUUAGUUACUCGAUUCUUCUGCUCUUAAGCACAGUCCUCUUAAUAAAUUUGGCACAGGUAAUCUUGAAACCUUAAAGCAUGACUCUAUUAGGGAUGAUUUAAUUGCUUUCUACAAAGAAAAUUACAGUGCUAAUUUGAUAAAAAUGUGCAUUUACACUCAUGAGAACAUAGAAGACAUUGAAUCUUAUGUUGUUGAUCUUUUUGAAUAGAUUCCAAAUUUCGACAAACCUGCUCCCACAUACUUAGAAAAACCUUUUCCUAACUAAAUCUUCCAGUCUUUUUGGAAAUACGUUCCAGCUAAGAAUCACCACAAUAUUAAAGUCAUGUGGACUUCAGAGUUUUUCACAAAAGAAAGCUACUAAAAGCAUCCUUUGAAAUAUUGGUCACAUGUUUUUGGCUUUGAGGGAGAAAAUUCUCUACUCUCUGCCUUAAAGCAUUUAGGUUUAGCAGAAGGUUUGGCUAGUGGAUAUGAAGAUAUAAUGAAUAAUAUGUCUAUUUUCUAUGUUGAUGUUGAACUUACUUAAUAAGGAUUGUCUCGUUAUACAGAAGUUCUUAAUAUAGUUUUUACCUACCUAUAAAUCAUGAAAAAAAUAGGUGUAUAAGAUUAUAUUUACGAAGAAGAUCGUAUAACUGGCAUACAAGAAUUUAACUCUGCAGAAUAAGAAGAAUCAAUGGAUUUCGCUCAUUCCUUGACUGCAAAUAUGCAAAUAUAUAAACCAAAAGACAUCAUUAAAGCAUAAUGUUAUUUUGAAGAAUACGAUCCCUAAUUAAUAAAUUAAGUUAUUAAUAGUUUUAAACACGAAAAUAUGAGGAUAUUUUUUUCUUCUUAAACUCUCGAAUCUGAAUGCACUUAAGUAGAUCCAUACUACUUUUGUAAGUAUUAGUAAUCUCCUUUACCUUAAAAUAUCAUUGAUCUUUUCAUUAACCCAACAUAUAAUCACACAACUUGUGGAGGUAAGUAAUUAGGAUUACCUCCUAAAAAUGACUUCAUAGCUAAAGAUUUAAGCUUGAUCACAUAAGACUAUGAAAACCUUCCUAAGUAUCCAAGUGUCAUUAAGCAAGAUGAAAAGUCUAUUGCUUAUUUCAAAUAAGACCACAAAUUCAAAGUACCAAAAACACUAGCCAAGGUUAUCAUAUAUUCAAAUGAUGGUAAUGUAAAAGAGAAUGUUGAAAAUUAUCUUUUAUAUCAAAUUUGGAUGAAGCUAUUUUAAGAAGAAAACAGAGAAUUUAUGUAUUAAGCUGAGAUGGCAAAGAUAUACACUAAGAUGUACAUAAAAGGAACUGCUGAGAUUGAGUUUGAAGGUUUUUCUGAAACUCUUCCUUCUUAUUUAAAUGCUUUCUUUGAGAGACUUAGUAAAUUUGAUCCUACUCCUUACAAAUAAGAUUUCUUAGUUGAAUAUGAAAAACUUAGCAAAAAGCUUUAAAAUUUCUUCUGUAAAAAUCCUUACAAACAAGGUAAAUAUUACAACUAGUUUGCGAUUCGCCAUAAAGGAUUAUUUGGACCAUAAGAGCUUUUAGAAGCUAUUAAAGGUGUUACAUAUGAAAAAAUCUGCUAAUUCCAUAAUGUUCUAUUCAAAAAUAUUUAUUUAACCUGGUUUAUUACUGGUAAUUUAACUUCAAAUAGUGCAUUAAAUGUAAUAAAUUCAGUAGAAAAGAUACUUUACACUAAUCGUACACCACUCCCAAAAAAUAAAAUUGAUGUACCUUAAGCUAUUGAUAUUACAAACGAAGAUGGCUUAGAUUAUGUAUGGGAAAUUAAUUUAGAUGAUAGUGAAACUAACUCUUACAUUAGCUCUAUUUUCUAAUUCGAAAAUUCAUCUAUAAAGAAUGAUGUCUUAAUGAAAUUAAUUGACAAUUUCUUAGAAGAACCUUUUUACACUUCUUUGAGAACUGAGUAACAAUUAGGCUAUAUUGUAUGGUCAAUGACAUGUGCUGAAAGAACUGUUAUUUAUGUUUAUUUCUAAAUUCAAUCAGAUGUUAAGCCUCCUUAAUAUCUUUCUUAAUAAAUUGAGGCUUUUGUUGAUGAAAUGUUAGAAGAAGUGAGCGAAAUGAAGGAUGAAGAUUUAGAUAUUAUUAAAGAAUCAGUUGAAAAUGAUUUAAGAGAAUAGCCUCAUAGUAUUUCAUAAGAAGCUCUUCGUUUUUGGCAAGAAAUAUAGGGAAGAAGACUAGUUUUCGAUAGCAGAGAAAAGCAAAUUGAAGAAUUAUAAAAAAUUACUCUUGAAUAAUUCAAAGAAGCUUUCACAUCUAUAUUUAGAGAUAACAGAGCAAACAUACAAAUUCACUUGGUAAGUAAAGUACAUAGAGAAGAAAAUGAAAAACUUAAGCCAUCCGAAGAUAUGGAUGAAGAAUCUAAUCAAUUAUUUAUUGAAAGUAUUGAAUAGUUUAAGAUUAACCAACCCAAACACAAAUUUAAAUAUUACUGA
Messenger RNA from Tetrahymena thermophila SB210, 2910 nucleotides. RefSeq names its product insulysin, insulin-degrading enzyme. Gene Ontology annotation, biological process: proteolysis. Gene Ontology annotation, molecular function: metalloendopeptidase activity; metal ion binding. NCBI's taxonomy places the organism in Eukaryota, Ciliophora, Oligohymenophorea, Hymenostomatida, Tetrahymenidae. The transcript has 7 exons. The record is from RefSeq and is a predicted model, not a curated record.